CAGGUGAGAAAUGUUAUUGGGAAAUGCAAUCACAUCACUCUCCAUGGAACGUUUUUAGAGUAUACGGCGCAAAUAUUUUGUAUGAUUCACACGAUGACGUCAAGAAAUAUUAGCUUGUCUAGUACCGUCCGACUAAACGAUGGUGUAACAAUGCCUAUAUUUGGACUUGGGAUGAAUAAGUUAAACUCUGGGAAAACUCACCAAGUAGACAGGGUGGUCGAGCUUGCCUUAUCCAUUGGAUACCGAUUAUUAGACAAUGCAGAGUACUAUGAAAACGAAACAGACGUUGGCCGGGCAAUUCGCAGUAGUGGUAUCAACAGAAGGGAACUUUUUGUUGUGACAAAGCUUUGGGAAAACGGCUACGACAGAUGUAAACAGAUUUUUAGCAGGGCCCUGAGGCAGUUAGACCUUGAAUACGUAGAUUUGUAUCUUAUUCAUAAUCCCUCAUCAACACCUGGUAAAUGUGUCGAGACGUACAGGGCCAUGCUGGAACUCCAACAGGAGGGACUGGUCAGGUCUGUGGGAGUAUCCAAUUUUGGCAUUCAACAUCUUGAAGGAUUAAAAGAAGAGGGACUUCCAACCCCAUCUGUCAAUCAAAUUCAACUCCACCCAUGGCAACAGAAUAAAGAUAUUGUUGACUACUGCAAGCAAAAUAAAAUCACGGUCAUGGGUUACGCCCCUUUAACAAAAGGCACAAAACUGUCGGACAAGACACUGCAAGAUAUCGCUACAAGGCACAAUAAAUCCCCGGCACAGAUUUUGAUACGAUGGAGUUUAGAACACGGUUUUAUAACAAUCCCAAAGUCCUCGGAUCCAACUCGAAUUAAAGAGAAUGCUGAUGUUUUCUCGUGGACUCUUAAUCACAGGGAUCUCCAGACGCUGAACGAAAUGCCUGAAUGGUCAUGUACACCGUUUAAUCCUACCAUAACACCUUGGAGCGGCUGAAGUCAGGAAGGAUCGUGACCCGUAUUCAUGAAACCGCAUGUUCAAGCAUGGAUUCUGUGCUCAAACCAACUUUCUUGUAACUAACUUAAAUCAUGUAAAAUAAUCAAAAAGUCAAAUGUAAACAUCGAAAACAUUAUUCGGCAGAAAGGUUAAACAAGCCCCCUAAAAUAUGUUGCAGACACCUAAAAUGUCAACCCCCCUGAUAAGUCAUGUUCAAAGACCUCAAUUAAAAAAUCGGAACUCAAAAUGUUAUUUGUAUAUAUUGAACUUGUACAUUGGCUAUACAAAAAAAUACAUAGCCAGGUUAACAUAGUCAAAUAUAAGGCAUUAAGGCUGAUGUCUUCAUAAAAAUAGCUUACUGGACUUAUAGCAUGUCAAUCUCUUUUGCGAUCCAACUAAGUGCCGAGAAAUGACCCAUAAUUUAAAGUUUAUUUAUAUACCUAGGUCAUGCGGAGCUUUAUUUCUCUUCUUUUAGCUGUUGAGAGGAAUUCCGACCUCAGAUAAAGGUAGAUGUUGACAUGCGAAACCACUAAAAUCAUAGUAAACCCCCUGGUAAAAAAAUAGAAAUUUAUAAAUAAGAAAACAAAGGCUAAGUAACCUUGAUCGAUAAAUGA
Messenger RNA from Mizuhopecten yessoensis (Yesso scallop), 1559 nucleotides. RefSeq names its product glyoxal reductase-like. The record is from RefSeq and is a predicted model, not a curated record. Gene Ontology annotation, molecular function: oxidoreductase activity. Lineage: Eukaryota; Metazoa; Mollusca; Bivalvia; Pectinida; Pectinidae. The transcript has 7 exons. The coding region runs from base 82 to 945 and encodes 287 amino acids.